Molecule: messenger RNA, 888 nt
Organism: Rotaria sp. Silwood1
Lineage: Eukaryota; Metazoa; Rotifera; Eurotatoria; Philodinida; Philodinidae
Source: the annotation of a GenBank genome assembly
AUGAUAUAUCAAGAAUGUGCACAAUUAGAAGCUGGUGUUACUUUUUUUAUUCCUGGUGUAGGUGAACAAAAUACUAAAUUUUUUAUUAUUGCAUCAUGUACAGAUAAACCAGCUCAAUCGUUAUUAACUAAUAUGGUCUCCCACAAUGCUAAUUAUAGCUGUGCAAAAUGCUUUACUGAAGGUGAAAAUUUCACUAUCUAUUCGAAAAAGGUACGAAAAAGUACCAUCAAAGUAUUCCCGUAUAGAAAUGAUGAAGUCAGGAAUAAUUCCAUAUGCAAUAAUCUGGCGAUCGAAGCCGAACAGCAUGGCUCUCCUGUUAAAGGACAUGCUGCUCCGUGCCCUUUAACAAAAUUAAAAUAUUAUUCUUUGGGUGAAUCAAUACUCUUUGAUUCAUUGCAUACAUUAUAUUUAGGUGUAUUUAAAAAAUUUUGUUCGUUGAUUUUUUCUAAAUCCAAAACUGAUCGUCAACAAAAAUGGUCGCUUUAUAAUAAAAUAAAUAGUAUUGAUCAAGGGUUAUCUUCUGUUAAGAUUCCAACUACUACAAGUCGAAGAUUUCGAACAAUAAAACAUAUUGCACGUUUCAAGGCGAACGAAUUCAGAUCCUUAAUGCAUCACGGUUCAACAGUAUUGUUACAAGCAAUGUUACCAAAAUAUCGUCGACAUUUUGCAUUGUUAUUAGCUGCUGUUAACAUUGCUUCUAAAGAUAUUAUUGACAAUUAUGAUAUAAUAUUAGCCAAAGAAUUAUUACAUCAAUAUGUAAAAGACUGGCAAAAGAUAUUUGGUCUUCGUCAUAUGUCAUCCAAUAUACAUUCACUUUUACAUAUUCAUGAAUCAAUACAAUUUGUAGGUCCUUUAUAUAUGUAUAGUGCUUUUAAUUUUGAAGGUUAG